Messenger RNA from Clonostachys solani, 1294 nucleotides. NCBI's taxonomy places the organism in Eukaryota, Fungi, Ascomycota, Sordariomycetes, Hypocreales, Bionectriaceae. The record is from the annotation of a GenBank genome assembly.
CCCGCGGACUCCGCAAGGAAGCUCAUGGCUAUUACAGCUCUCUAUGUCAGAGUUAAGCAGACUGACGCAGGGAUACUUCUCCCAUUUCCACCCCUCCUGCCUGAUAUUGGAUGAGGGUCACUUCUACGGAUUUCAUCUGAACCAUGCGAUGCGAACCAGUUUCGCUGAGAGCCUGGACGCUUGCUUAGUGGUAUUGAUCUGCGCCCUGGGUGCUGUUGCCUCUCGCUUCUUAGAUAGCCUUGAUUGGCCAGGUGAGAACGAUGAAAAUGCUGGUCUGUCAUUUUUCAAUGUUGCUCAAGAAAUGCUUCUCCAUGUCGAAGGUCCAGAUUGGGCCAGUGUUCAGCUCUUCUUCUCUUCCAAACUUAGGGUCUACGAUGCUUGGAGAUUUAUUCACCGCGCGUGUAGCAAGAUCAGCUGGAAGCACACCAAGCCCAGCUUUUUUGGAUUGCAUAUCUUCAGGAGAGAUAUUUCUCAGACUAAAGGCGUCUCAAGUCAACUGCUUGCAGAAUUUGAUUUUCCACCUAGCGGCCUUGGAAAACUUGCAGGUUCUGUCGCUCUGCCGCUGGUUCCUGAUGCGGGCACAGACCCCCACCACGCCAAGUACCAGUUCUUCUUUCUUGCCCUUAUUUCAAUGAGAAAGCUUCUAAAUCGAGUACUUUAUCAUGUUUACAAGCAGGACCAGCGAUAUGAUGAAGCCCCUCAUCCCACCAGCUCUCCGAGUGACGAACGCUUCAGCACGGUGUUCUCUGCCAAUGAACGAAUAAUUGAAGAGUUAGAUAGACAGCUAGAGGAGUGGAGAAAUUGCCUUCCUGCUGGCCUCAACUUCUCUUCAUAUUCACCUUCCCAAGAGCCCCCUCCGCUAACGGAGCCUCGCGAGCCGAGAUCAAUUGACGACAGACUCCGCGGCCACCUCCUGGCCCGUUAUUAUGUUGCCAAAUCUAUCCUACAUCGCCCUUUUCUUUAUCGAGUGCUUCAUUUUGAGCACAACGCUACUUUGAUUACUGACAACGACCGUCUUGGUGCCACCGUGGCUAUUCACUCAGCAUUUUUAUCAACUCUACACAGUGGGCUAUUCCACGAGCCACUACCGCUGCUUCUGCAUCCGAUCAACUCGUGGAGGAGUAUGUUUGCACUUGAGCUACAAGUCGCCUUCUGCAGGCAUCAAGACCCUCAUCAUUUUGCGUUGCCGAAGAAUUAUGAGAGUAUUCGCCAAAUUCGUGAGCAAUUGUCAUCUAGUUCAGCUCAUUCUUGUCCUACUUUGAAUAGAGACGAGGAAAUUCUUCGUCUCCUUGAG